GUGACUGUCAUAUUACUGUGUUAAGUGGGAUACUAGUUACUACAUAAUACAUUGUCAAGAUGUCGUCCGAACUGUCUCCGGUUGGUGAGGCAGAGCUUGUCAAGCGGGCGCGGCAGAGGUUCGCCGAGGUGUACGGCGGAGCACCCGCGGCGGGGGCGGCGGCGCCGGGCCGCGUCAACCUCAUAGGGGAACACGUGGACUACUGCGAGGGAUUUGUGUUGCCCGUUGCACUCCCAUUCCUUACUGUGGUGGUUGGAGGCUUCAACGGCAGCACCGAGUGCCGGGUGCUCUCCAUCUUGGCUGAUGGAGACGAGGUGAAGACCAGCUUCCCCGCAGACGCCAGCUGCCUGAUACCUGGGGAGCCGGCCUGGGCCAAUUAUGUCAAGGGAGUCAUCGUCAUGUUUCCAGAGAAGGUGCCAGGUUUCGACGCGGUGAUAAUAUCAGACGUGCCCAUGGGCUCCGGAGUGUCAAGCAGCGCGUCGCUGGAGGUCGCCUUCUUCACGUUCCUUGAGGCACUCACUGGGAAACGUUUUGAUCCAGUGAAAAAGGCAGAGCUGUGUCAGAAGGCGGAACACGAGUUCCCGGGCAUGCCGUGCGGCAUCAUGGACCAGUACAUCGUCACCAUGGGCCGGAGAGACCAUGGUCUACUCAUUGACUGCAGGUCGCUCCAAGCCACGCAAAUCCCAAUCAAGAUGGCGGACGCGGUGAUCCUCGUAGUGGUGUCGAACGUGAAGCACCAGCUUACUGGUUCGGAGUACCCACAGCGGCGACAGCAGUGUCAUACAGCUGCUCAACUGCUGAACUACCCCUCCCUCCGUAGCGCGACCAAGGAGGACUUGACGCGUUUGAAGUCAAUAUGUGAUGACGUGUUGGUAAUAAAGCGGGCUACACACGUGGUGGAAGAAAUCGCGCGGACGACGCUUGCCGCAGAGUUACUCGCUAAGCAGGACUUAGAUGGGAUGGGCUCCCUACUGUACCAGUCUCACGAGUCCCUGCAGCACCUGAUGGAGGUGUCCUGCGCCGAGGUGGACCAGCUCGUGGACAUAUUCCGUCGGGCUACCGGUGUGUACGGCGCGCGCAUGACGGGGGGAGGCUUCGGCGGUUGUGUUAUUGGCCUGGUGAAGCAGCAGUGUGUGGACGGUGUGAAGCGCCAGAUCCAGGCGGAGUAUCGCGGCCGGCCCGUGUUCUUCGUGUGCCACCCCAGUGACGGCGCGAGGGUACUGCGAGUGUGAUGGCAAUACAUUUUGUACUUUUCUA
Aricia agestis (brown argus) is the source of this 1257-nucleotide messenger RNA. RefSeq names its product galactokinase-like. The transcript has 9 exons. NCBI's taxonomy places the organism in Eukaryota, Metazoa, Arthropoda, Insecta, Lepidoptera, Lycaenidae. The record is from RefSeq and is a predicted model, not a curated record. Gene Ontology annotation, cellular component: cytoplasm; cytosol. Gene Ontology annotation, molecular function: galactokinase activity; ATP binding. The coding region runs from base 60 to 1232 and encodes 390 amino acids. Gene Ontology annotation, biological process: galactose metabolic process; carbohydrate phosphorylation.